AGUGUAACAAAGUUUUCCUUCCUAUACCAGUAAGAUCCAGCUAUUAUUCAGGAGAGGAAAUCCAGCCAACAUCAGCCACCUACCAAAGCCUGGCCAUUUUUACAUUCCUCUCCUGCUUUGUUUGCUCGGUUGGAAUAACAGUGGAUCCAUAAAUAAAUUAGCACUGUGGACUUGAAUAACAGAAACAUUCAAAAACUACAAAAAUCUCAGCAUACCUUGAAUAGAAUGAUUGAAUCUGUUUGGAUAAAACCACACCUUCUGGAACAGCCCUGAAGAGUUCGUUAUUGAGGGUCGCAACAUUUUCAAGAAGAAAACUCUCUUAAAUCAAGCUCUGCACCAUGACUGAGGCUGCAGCAGAAGAUUUGUUCAACGUGCCGGCACCAGUCAUUGACCAUGAGAAUGAAACCACGUUACAGCCUGAGCGAACAGCAAACAAGAGCCCGCGCUCCAUCUUCAGCUCCCCCUGGCCAUGGCUUCUGCUCCUCUCCCUCGUCUUCCUCGGGUCAUCAGUCGCCAUCACGUUCGACCUCAUCAACUACAGAGGCCUGACUGGAGAAUUGUGUGACAUGUAUUUUGAUCCCAUGGAAAUGGUCAGCGAGGCAGUGGAUGAAUUUUCCAACUUGACGAGACAGUCCUUAACCUCCUUAUACAGCAUUCUCCUAGAAGAAGAUUUAGCCCCCAAACGACAUUCAGUAAGAAAGAAAGGAGAAUUUCUGCCACCAAAAGAGAAAGGUGAUGAUCUUUAUAUCGCCGACGAUGUCCAUGACAUUCAAGAUAAAGAUACUGGUGACCAUGAUGAUGAUGAAGUUCACGACAUUGGCCUUGCUUUUGGUAAUGCUGAAGAUCUUGAAAUUGAGCAACGAGAAGAUGGCCAUUUUGGUGAUGAUAAUGCACAUGACAUUUAUGAAGAAUAUGAUGGUCAUGUGGAUAAUGUUGGUACUCAAAAUACUGAUCCUGAAGAUGAUGGCUGUGCUGCUGAUGAUCAUACUGCUCAUACAAUGAAUCAAGGCCAAGAUGACCAUGGUUCUGAUCGUGCAGAUAGUCGUGACAAUGAUGGUGAUGCCCAGGGCACUACAUGUGAAGAUGAUGGUGCUACCCAUGGGGAUCGUUCUGAAGAUGGGGAUAGUCCUGAUUAUGGUGAUAAUAUCCAUGACAUUGAACACAAAGAAGGUGGCAGUAAACUUGGUCAUAAUCAGGCUCCAGACAUUAGCUACACUGCUAAUCUCGAUGUCCAUGUUACUGAUGAAGAAGACGAAGGCGUCGUUGAUGAUGGUCAUCACGUUCAUCAAAAGAUCAAAGAUGACGACGAUGAAAAGAAAAAGGUGGCAGUAGAUGCCGGAAGUGAUCAAAAUAUAGAAGAUGCUGAAGAUGAUACCAAAGACGAUGAGGAUAUGGACAGAGACAGAGAAGGAGAGGAUGCAACAGAGAUGGGUACUGUGACUGUGACUGUGACUGUGACUGGCCAUGAUGCAACCGAUAGAGAUGAUAACAAUAUUACACCCGAGAAAAAUUUGGAAUAUAAAACUACCAAGAUUGAGGUUCUGCCUACUGCUGAAGACCAGUCUGAAGAAAUAAAAGCUGCAGAGAACGUUGAGAAAAAUGAUGAGGAAGACCAAAAAACAGGUAUUCAGGUAUUCCUUUAAGAAAGUUCUGCCCAA
Brienomyrus brachyistius is the source of this 1658-nucleotide messenger RNA. Its product is annotated as protein PFC0760c-like. Bases 339 to 1643 code for a protein of 434 amino acids. The record is from RefSeq and is a predicted model, not a curated record. The transcript has 6 exons. Gene Ontology annotation, molecular function: signaling receptor binding. Lineage: Eukaryota; Metazoa; Chordata; Actinopteri; Osteoglossiformes; Mormyridae. Gene Ontology annotation, cellular component: sarcoplasmic reticulum; membrane.